This is a messenger RNA of Hyalella azteca, 3414 nucleotides long. RefSeq names its product protein lines (gene lin). The record is from RefSeq and is a predicted model, not a curated record. NCBI's taxonomy places the organism in Eukaryota, Metazoa, Arthropoda, Malacostraca, Amphipoda, Hyalellidae. The transcript has 6 exons. Bases 57 to 2822 code for a protein of 921 amino acids.
AUUUAUAGCAUUUCAUUUUUAAACCAAUUGUUUAACUUAAACUUAAAUCAUCCCACAUGGUGGAACCUCAGCACAAACGUGUUAAACUUCCUGCUGGAACCUAUGAUGGUUCCAAUGCUGGUCAUCAAUGUGUUGAAGAUGUGCAAAAACUUUUAAAACUUUUGUAUGGGAAAUGCCUGUGCUCACUUCCACUCCCUCACAUCGUUCAGAUAUUGCACCAAUGCAAUGCUCACUUCAGUGUGCUGCUUUCCUCUAAUCAGACAAUGCAGGACACUGAUGGCUGCCUAUUGUAUGCCAGCAUGCUGUCUCUUUUCUUUGAUGUGGCCUUGAAGCAACGAUCAAGAUCGAUGAUCUGCUCUCGAAUAUCUGAAGUGGUCAAGGCAGGAGCUGACCUUGAGAGCCACUUAAUUGAGAUACUAUUGAGCUUCUUGGCUAGUGAAAAUCAGUACAUCAGUUACACUGUUGUCCGUGCCAUUGUUUCACUGCUGCUUUUGUUUCAAGGUGACUUAGGUGCUCAUAUUUUGAAGCAGCUUGUUGAAACCGCACAAUGUUCUGAAAACUGGCUGUUGGUUAGUCAUUCUUUUGAUAUAAUUCGAAGAAUAAUUGACUGGAGAGAAAAUGAUGAGCAUUCUCAUAAUGAUUCUUCCACACCUAGCCAGCCUGGCUGCACAGUCAUCAAACUUACUCCUGCAGAUGUUGAUGGUGCUCAUGAAUUCAAAUCUCUGGUUACUAAGACUGUUGGAUACAAAUGGAGAACUCUUGUUGGAAAGUGUCUGGAGUGCCUCAACUCAACGUCUCUAACAGAUAAAAUUGUUGUAGUAUCAUUUCUGAACAUGUGGAUAUCUCUUAUAUCUGUCAAAAACAACUUGAAGUUUGAUGAUACAAAGCUAUUUUUUAAUGGACUGGAUGUUUUAGUUGACCCAUUGACAUGUGCAGACACCCCAUUAAUGGUAUGGGAAAGAAUCCUGCAUCUUUUAAACGAGGUGUUGUGUUAUGGCAGCACGCUGGCUUUACAGGAAGUGUUGGAUGAUGAACCCUGUCUCUUGGCUCAAAGACUCAUCAGGGAUGUCAACACCAAACACUUGCUGGAUUUUGUUCCGUGUGAGCAGCCAGCGGAAGAUCUGCCUCAGUCUUACACGGACACCUCACAUGACACAGCUGUCAGUUGUAGACCAUCAAGAAUAUUGACUCCUUUAAAAGCAUUUUGCGAAGCAGAGACUGGGUUUCAAUCUCUUCAUAUUGAGCCACAAGAUCAGUUCAGAGAAAUUUUUAAUGCCGAUUUUUCAGCUGACCAAGUAAAAGAUAAAAUUUCUGAUUUAACCAUUCAUCAGUGUAGCAAAUGUCUAAGAUCUAAUGACUGCAAAUGUUUGUCUAGUUCUCGUGCUUCAGAUAAUGUGCAACAAAGUUUUGUCAUCCCUGAAGAUGCUUCAAGUUUGGCUGAAAAUUAUAUUGAUACAAAUCCUGUAACCACGUGUGAGAGACUUGAAGGCUCAGUUACAAUUUCUCAAAGCAGUUCAAAUGAAAAAAUUAGUAUAACACCACCAUCCCUUGACUCAAAAUUUCCCCAGACAGAAAAUUUGGAAAUGGAUGAAUUGAAUUCAAGAUUGUUCCAUGAAAGUAGAACCACAGUUCACUCUUUUGAUGAAAGGUCUUCAACGGAUAAUUUUCCUAUCAAUGAACGCCAAAGAACAAGAUCACCAAGUCAAUCUUCUCUACCUUAUUCAUCACCAUCUACUUCAAAGUCUGGAACCUCUUCAGCUGUCUUAGGAGAUUUUAUGCACUUGAGUAGUGGUCUGCAAUUUUUAAAACAUUCUUACAAUAAUGAUCAGCAAGAAGAGGAAUGUGAUGACAAAUCUGAUAUAUCGAGCAGCUCUAAUGAAGUGUUUACUUAUGUACAUAAACAAUUAAGCCAGCACACAUCAAUAGUGCCUCACAAGACUAGUAAAUCUUUAGAUGAUGUGGAAGAAUCAAACAUUUUAAUCCCCUCUGAUCUGAGUGAAUCACAAAUAUCCAAUCAAAUGAGACAAAUAUCUAGCGAAUCUCCUCAAUCAACCACUGUUGAUCCUUUAUCUCCUUUUGUAAGAAAGAACUGCACUUUACAUCACCUUCGUAAGUUACUGUUCCGUAAAACUGUUCUGUUGGUGCUCAAGUCUGUUGCUGUCACUGUGAAGGAAGCACGUGGUGAUAGCUCAUCGUCUUCAUCUGAGGACUCUUCUCCUAAAUCUGCAACCCAGGGAUCUGAUACUGAAGAAGCUGAAAUGGAAAUUAUUUGCAAGAGCUUACAAGAAGUGCUGGCCAAAACUGAUGCAUUUGUGAAACGUCACAAGGACUAUCAUCCAAACUGCCCCAUAGCGGAGUGGAUGGUGAAGCUCUUCAGUUCACAUGACGAUUGGAUGGUUGAGGCCAUGGUUUGUGGAAUGGACAUCCACAGCGGUCUUGCAAAUUCUUUCCGCAGUGGUGGGGGAGUGAUUAACUCAUGGCUGUGCCCGCACACCAGCUUCUUGAUCUUCCUGGACACUGUCAGAUUUGACUCCUCAGUCCUACUUGAAUUGCUUAUAUCCAACGAGACCUGCUUCCUCCUGUACCUGCUGAGAUAUCUCAAGCUGGUUAAGCGGUCGUUGUCAAGUGCGGAGAGUUUACAGAAGGCCGGUAGCAACACCAACAUCAACCUGCACGCAGCAGUGCAAACCAUGUUCACCCUCAGACAUUCUCUGAAGAAACUUGUGGCAAAAGAGCUUUUUCCUUACAACAUUGCUCCCAUACUGCGGCUACUUGACCAGUGUUGUGCCCAGCGCCGCAUAGCAGCAAUACGAAGAUGCUAGUAGACCAGUCUACUACUGCACGAAUAUCUCGAAAUAUUUUGAACAAGAAGUGAUCAUCAGUACUCGGUCCUAACGUUUCAAGUCCUAUCGUCGGUGAUCUACCCAUUCACUGCCUUGAAAUACGGACAUGAAAUUUUGUUUAGUUGUGAAGCGGUUCAUCUGCCGGUGUGAAGCUGAUUUACAACGUAUCGACCUCGUGAGAAGGUCCCUCUUGGCGGUUGCUCUUUUGUCGUGUCAGUGUUCAUUAUUUAGGAAUUGUUAUAUAUAUACAAUUACCUAAAUGGUAAUUGUUGAUGUUCGGCGAAUAUUUUGUUGUGAAUUUUUUAACAGAUGAGCAGUGUGAGAAGAGUCACGUUCGUUUGAACUAAGUUCGCUACUCUUGCAGUGUCUGUAUAUUGAAAGAAUCAGUCGCACUAGAUUAUUAAUGCUUUAUCAUCCAACAUUUAUUCUUUUUGCAGCAGCGUAGCUCAGUGAUGCAUAUUUUUGUUUGCGGAGUAAGGAGAGUUCCUCGUACGAUACAGGCUUCAUAUGUUCGAGUGCCAUCUCGUAUAUAUUAUUUUCUUAUUAAAUUUUUUAUAAAUAUAUUAAAUAA